AUGAUUCGUGCUCCUCGCAUCUUGCCAUCUGAUCCAGCAACACUGCUGCUGAUGGAAGGUGACCCCCUUACGGUCCAGCCGCAGCAUUCCCAUCGCCCCGGUAUGUACGACGAUCCUGGUGCUAUUACACGAGGUAGCUCGCAAAUUGAAUCGAUUGUUCCGAACGUUCCACCGAGUGGCCCCGGGUGCGUAGAAUGCGAAGCUGCCAAUGAAUGGUGGUUCCAUCUACGUCGUUGUGCCAAGUGUGGACACAUUGGCUGCUGUGACACGUCUCCGUCACAGCACGCCUCCACACAUUCUAUGUCCACGGGACAUCCUACCAUUCGCAGUUUUGAGCCUGGCGAGGAUUGGUUCUUUGAUUAUCGCACGGAGGAAACGUUUCUAGGCCCGCCCUUGCAGUCACCAUCACACCAUCCACUUAGCCAGCCAGUACCCGGGCCCAGAGGAAGGGUGCCACUGGACUGGGAGAGACACUUGCAUCUAUGA
Messenger RNA from Penicillium maclennaniae, 486 nucleotides. RefSeq lists its product as uncharacterized. Lineage: Eukaryota; Fungi; Ascomycota; Eurotiomycetes; Eurotiales; Aspergillaceae. The coding region runs from base 1 to 486 and encodes 161 amino acids. Gene Ontology annotation, molecular function: zinc ion binding. The transcript has a single exon. The record is from RefSeq and is a predicted model, not a curated record.